UGUCAUUUUUCUGGCUUAAUACAUCAUGUAACAUGUAUUUCUAGCCAUAGUAUAUUUUUUUUAUUGAUCAUUUAAUUAUAAUAAUUAAUUUCGAUGCAAAAAAUUCAUUUAACUAUGCAAUAAUUCACCGAGAACAUUUAAAUCUUAAGUCACAGAGAAGUUAUAAACGUGUCACUGCAUUUAUACUUGCAUUCGCAAUGCAUCCGGUACGUGAACGUGACUGCGACGAGCUACUGCAGCACCCGCUGCUGCGGACGCCGCCGCCGGAGCCCGAGCGCCCUAAGCCGCCGCGUGUUCGCAAGCCGAGAGUCUUCAAACUCCCUCCAAGAUUUCCCUUGUUGUCUAUAGAAUUCUACACAAAAUGGUGCAACCAUCAAAAAGAGCUGCAAAUGGCGAAGCACAAAGUGGACGACAACUCACCGGAACUGUUCCCGGAGCUGUAUCUGAAGCCGCGCCGGCUGGACUACUACGCGCGUCAGCUUGAACAGAACAUGAUUGUCAACAAGGAAAUCAUCAAGAAGAUUAACCUCAUACAACGAACUGGGGGCUUUGUGGAUUGUUGGCUGAAGCCACCGCCCUCCGACAACUACAAUCGGCUGCUUUGCAAGCAACGCCAGCGAGUGCUCGACCGCAUCCGCAAACAUAACCUUUACUUGUACUCGAGGCUGCUCAUCGCGAGAUCUGAACAGCUGCUCACAAAGGAAUUGGAUUUGGCGUGGAUAGACACAAAACACAAACUUAUUUUAGGAGCAUCAUUACCAUUCAUAUUGUUCAAAACGGAGAAGAUAGACCGCGGAAUUAGGGAUCCCGCUUUUGACAAACCAUCGUAUGCGAACAGAACCAAAGUUGCAAUGGAAAUUUGGGUGCGCGGUGGUUCUAAGAUGGGGAAAGUGUUCAUAGAACUGUUCACGGACUUGAUGCCGAAGACUUGUCAGCUUUUCCUCAACCUGGUGAAAGGCGAUAGUAAGGGACACGCUUACACGGGCUGUAGAUUUUUCACGAUCGUGCCAGACCUGUACUGCAGAGGAGGUGACGUCGUCAAAGACAAUGGUUUCGGUUUCUACCACGCAGAAGCGAAACAAGCCCUUGAGACUCCCGAGAGUUUCUUACUCAAACAUACAGUUCCUGGUGUGUUGUCUAUGGUUGUGACGUCAGACAAUGAAGUGCCCGGACAGUUCAAUAUCAUUUUCAAACCUUUGCCGCAGUUCGAUAACAAACAUGUCGUCUUUGGACGAAUAGUGGCGGGCCCUACGCAGACGUUAGAGCGCAUCAGCGCACUAGGGCUGCCUCUAGGCACGACCAGCUCGGACUGUAUCAUCCGCACCUGCGGCUGGUUCCGCCGCAACGGACAGUACAAGGAGGGCAGCCCUAACACCAUCAAGUUCCCGCCCAGGAGGAAGAAAGUUUAGAAAAUGUGAACUUUUAACGAAAUAAAGGUUUUUAUUUGAUA
Messenger RNA from Papilio polytes (common Mormon), 1450 nucleotides. Its product is annotated as peptidyl-prolyl cis-trans isomerase E-like. The transcript has 11 exons. Gene Ontology annotation, molecular function: peptidyl-prolyl cis-trans isomerase activity. Bases 198 to 1409 code for a protein of 403 amino acids. Gene Ontology annotation, biological process: protein peptidyl-prolyl isomerization. Lineage: Eukaryota; Metazoa; Arthropoda; Insecta; Lepidoptera; Papilionidae. The record is from RefSeq and is a predicted model, not a curated record.